Molecule: messenger RNA, 831 nt
Organism: Protomyces lactucae-debilis
Lineage: Eukaryota; Fungi; Ascomycota; Taphrinomycetes; Taphrinales; Protomycetaceae
Exons: 1
Coding region: 234-770 (178 amino acids)
Source: RefSeq, a predicted model, not a curated record
UGACAAAUAUUUGCAGAAGCGCAUGAGGAAAAUUGCAACUUUGCAGUAUCUAUGCGAGCAAUUUGCGAGCAAUUCGCCAAAGUUCCCCUGUUCAUGAAGUGCAGAUCUCGGAUUUGAGACUCCUUGUAUUAGACUUUCUCAUAUAAAGAGUGACGAAAGGCUCUCAAUCGCAAGCUUCCUUUUGAACAAAUACUUCGCAGUGCCAUUGCCAUCGCACUUCACUCAACGGCAAUAUGUAUUCUGCUUCUCCCGGCAUCCUCACCCUGACUAUAAUGAUGGUCAUUCUGCUGCAGCUGAUCGAGCAGACGGCUGGAUAUCAAGCUCCACCGUGCAACGAGAACAAUAUCGGGAAGUGUUACGGCACAGACAUUCAGUCAGAUGGCAAAAGUUGCAAACAAUUGAGGAAUUGCAAAUUCUUCGCAAAAAUCAACAACAAAAGCGACCCUCACGACGCACACAAAACAUGGAUCAACUUGCGCGGACAGAUUGGCCCAAACGAUAAAAGGUACUGGGAAGUCUGGACUCCGAAGCACACAUAUCCGCAUUGGAAAGAGUCAGCUGAGGACCUGUUCAAUCCAAAAUACAAUUACACUGAGCUACGGAUCACUUGCUGGCGAGCUUGGAAGACAGAAGCCUUCCGUAAAAAAAACCUGGUGAAUGGAAAGUACGAAGCGGUUGUCGACUGCAACUGGCAGGACCCUGAAACUCUUCGUUUACAAAAGCAGUCAGAAAAGCAUGUCUACUGUUGUAAUCAGUGUAAGUACUAUUAGCCACGGCUCUUCUUUCGAGAGUCAAAGCUGCGUAUAGCGAGAAUAUAACUCACACUCUCGG